Messenger RNA from Penicillium coprophilum, 2412 nucleotides. RefSeq lists its product as uncharacterized. The coding region runs from base 1 to 2412 and encodes 803 amino acids. The transcript is spliced from 5 exons. Lineage: Eukaryota; Fungi; Ascomycota; Eurotiomycetes; Eurotiales; Aspergillaceae. Gene Ontology annotation, molecular function: nucleic acid binding. The record is from RefSeq and is a predicted model, not a curated record.
AUGCGUGGACGAAAGUCUAGACGUGUGCCCAAACGGGACCGCAGGCCAGCGACGAUGAAUCCACCUGCGAUUCAAGCUGCACCUUUGACGCUCAAUGAAAAUGCAAACUCAGAACCACGUAUUGUGACUGCGACACGUCGCAAAGAUUCACAUACUCGAUUUGAUGCUCAUCUCAGAAAGUCGUCUUCAGAUUCAGCCUUGCGUUCUCAGACUGCUGAACACUUUUUUGUCCCAUCUGCUUCUUCCAUUUCUUCAAUCCCACCUACGCUUCCCAAGCCUUCAACCCCAUCAUCUUUUGUCUCUCCCCUUCCUCACUAUUCCUCUUCCACCAUUCAUCCUCCCACCCCUCUUGACUUAGUUCCUGUGAUCGAACUCAAUCCUUUCGACUGCUUGAUUCAAGCCUAUUCGUCGGUCACCUUUCAGCCUCGUUACUGGCAGUACCAUUCUCAGGUUCCACCUCAAGUCUCUCAACACGCUGUGGACGUUGCUCCUCAGUUCUUUGCCAGUAAGUACCCUCUUUCUCACUCUUGCCAUGAUCGGUCGACCACCUUUGACCACCACCAUCAAGGCUCAGCAGACCUCACUAAUAAUAACCUCAUUACAGCAACCGUCUUUGAGCCAGGAUUUUUUCCAGCCAACAACAGCAACAUGCCUUACCCGUUUGAGCUGGCAGGGACCACCAACUAUAGAGACUUCGAGAGUUUCGAGAGCUAUUCCAUCGAGGAUCUCUUGCAGCAAGCUUCAAUUCCAUUUGGUAGUGCUACUCAUAUGCAAGUGCCAGCUCGCAAUGGUGUUUUGAUGAUUUCUAACAUUCCGUACACGGUGACUCGUCAGGAGGUAGCCUCGUUCCUUGGACGCAGUGCCAACCUGCUCCCAUCCUCUGAAGGAUGUCCAAUUCAUAUCAUCAUGGAACGGUCCACUGGUAAGACUAUGGACUGCUUCGUUGAAUUUCCAAGCAAGAAAGACGCAGAAGAUACUGUCCAGCGGAUCAAUCGCGCCUAUGAUGCUGGCAGCGCCCCACGUAUGGGCAGCCGCCAUAUUGACAUCGAGAUGAGCACCCCGGCCAAGCUGCUCAAGGCUAUUUUCCCCCGGGCAAAGUGCAUUUCCUGGGAUGACGGAAAUCCUGUCCAACUCCCCAAUCAAGAUGAUUGGUCCACUGGUUUUGAUGGUUUCCUCACGGAUGAAGAACUGUUUUGCGUCACUCGCCAUGCUGAACAGCCUCACCGCAGCGUAUUUGCCAGUAAAGUCCCCCAGCGAUGCUACGAAUCACUCAUCACUACUAUCUGGAAGUUCCCGUGGCAUGCAACUCAUCUGUACACUGUCCACCACCGAAAUGCGCUUUUCAAGACUCUUGGUGUCUUGAUCAGGGCUCUGGUCGAACGCAUGCAAAAGACAAACACAGUUGGUCUGGACAUCCGCCUUCUCAACGAGCUGGUGCACGCAGGACUUUGCUGCCCUGGUUUCAAUCCUCGCAUGAAAUACUGUUUUGCCUGGUGGUCGCAAGAUCCAAGAGGAAUUGAAUCAUUGGACCACGAUUGGUGCCUUUAUUUCCCAUUCGACACAUUGACCUAUCUUCCUGGACAUGCCCCUACAGCCCUUCAGUUCUACGCCUACAUCAUGUCCCACGGUGUUGUUCUGCGCACUGAUUUUGAUGGGUUGAUCAACAAGCACACCCACCCUGAGAUCGAGCGAAUCUUCGGACGGUUCUGGUUUGAGUGGCACGAUCAUGUCGCGCGUGAGACAAUCUACGAAAAUGCAAUCAACUACGAAGCAGGCGUCCUCCGGAAAUUCAUCAUUACUGGAUUCCAGCAUCUGCAUAAGAGAAACUCCAGCAUCUCGACCAUUGGCACUGCUCCUGCCUCGCCAACCCACAGUCUCACUUCGAAUGAUAGUGAGCGUACUAUCUCGGCAUCUCGCACUGGCUCGGUGAACCCCAGCAUUGCCACGCAGGAAGCCUCGACCUUCUCAGCCCCCCGUGAUAUGGCCCGCAGCGUCGAAGAUGGUAACAACCGAAAUGUCCCUGUUAACACUCGUGGUAACUCUCAGCCUCUUGUAUCUGACCAAUAUCUGCCGGAUACCCCCACUCGCCGAGUUCCUCCAUCGGUCCGUCCCUACCGUCCCCCCCACCAGCGCAAUGUCUCCGAGCGCACCCGCAAUUGGCGCAUGCCCCAAAUCCAGGAGGCACCUGUCGCCGGCCCAUCCCAGAGCCAGGACCAAAUCCGUCCUACCUAUCGCGCUCCACAUGCGACCGCUCACAACGUUCGGUCAUCCUCUGACCCCUUCGCCCCCGCUCCUUCGGCUGGCCCUACCAGCCAUCGAUCCCGCUCCGACGCCGCCCGCCUGUCGAACUUCAACCGUCGGGUGUUCGACGAAUGGCUCGCUGCUGGACGUGGCAAGCCCGCCAAGAAGUAA